This is a messenger RNA of Condylura cristata (star-nosed mole), 1910 nucleotides long. It is a transcript of the gene RNF212B, whose product is annotated as ring finger protein 212B. Gene Ontology annotation, molecular function: SUMO transferase activity. The record is from RefSeq and is a predicted model, not a curated record. The transcript is spliced from 15 exons. Gene Ontology annotation, cellular component: synaptonemal complex. The coding region runs from base 90 to 986 and encodes 298 amino acids. NCBI's taxonomy places the organism in Eukaryota, Metazoa, Chordata, Mammalia, Eulipotyphla, Talpidae. Gene Ontology annotation, biological process: protein sumoylation; homologous chromosome pairing at meiosis; reciprocal meiotic recombination.
CUCCCACCUGGGUGGCCCUUUGCCGUGCUGUUCCGCUGCCUGGCUCCUUCUUCCAUCUUUCUGAGUAGGAUGCCAACCUCUGAAAAAGAAUGGAUUGGUUUCACUGCAACCAGUGUUUCCGAAAAGAUGGAGACCAUUUCUUUGUCACCAGCUGUGGCCAUAUUUUCUGUAAAAAGUGUGUGACUCUAGAAAAAUGUGCUGUUUGUGGAACUGCAUGCAAACAUCUGGCUCUUUCUGAUAAUCUGAAACCUCAGGAGAAGAAAUACUUCAAAAGUCCUGUGGAGACAGCUCUGCAAUAUUUUAGUCACAUCUCUCAGGUAUGGUGUUUUCAGAAGAAACAAACAGAUCUUCUCAUCAACUUUUAUAAGCAUAGAAUCACAAAAUUAGAAGCAGCUCUGCAGGAGGCACAGCAAACAGUGACCAGACAGGACAAAGAACUGUCGGCCUUAAGGAAGGAGAAUGAAGAACUGAAGAAAUUUCUAGCCUUCUUAAAGGAAUCUCCAAGUCAUUACCAAGGAAGCAGAUUAACCACACCUCGACCAGUGGGCAUCACUUCCCCAUCACAAUCAGUUACUCCACGACCCAGCUCUCAGCACAGCAGCCUAGUGGUCAGUCGCUCCUCCUCAGUGGAGUCUAUCCCUGUUAGAGUAGCUGGCUUUGGUAGCUUGGGACAAGGAUCCAGAGGCCUACAGGGAAGGAACACUCCCAGAGAUUCUUUUACUGAAACUCCUUCACCAGCAUCUUCUUACAACCUAUCUUACAGACCAUCUGCCUCCUCGGGACAGGGGUUUUUUCCUUUCAGACCAUCUCUAAAUGGUGGGGAUUCAGACCAUACAAGAGUCCUCACUCCUAACAUUUCAGGUCAAAGGGAAGGCAGAACCACUCUAGAGAGUCUUCCUGGUUUCCAGCUACCAGUAACACAGACUCUCUACCAACAGAGGCAGAUGGGACUAGCCAGGGGGAGAGGAUGGACCACUCCCAGAUAGACCAUCUUCAUACACACUGCUGAAAGAUGGACUGUAGCAUCCAGUACUCACAGAAACCAUGGUCAUGGAAAAGGUACCCCUGCCUUGUUUCCUGGUUUCACUCAGUACCUUAUCUUUUUUCCAAAUAGGUACUCUGUAUUACCUCUUAGGAAAGAAGCAGGUUUUAUAUAAGGCUAAUGCUACAGGAUGUGCCUAUCUAUUCCACAAGAUAUAUGGAAUAGAUUCCUACAAUUUGAAAGUCAAAACGUUUUGACAUCAUUGGGGGGUCAACAUACCCAUUAACUGUGUUUUAUUUUUGGGUAUCAAUUUUUAACCAUGGAUAUAUUUUUGCUAUCCAGUGUUACUAAGCAACAACUGUUUCUUGUUCUAAUUUAUAAUACUUUUUCUGCUUGGCUAUUGUUUCCUGUGCCUACUUAUUAUGAAAUGUUCAUCUUCCUGUCUAAACAGCUGGGAAUAGACUUUCAUGUUACAGAUGUACAAUAGAGGAUGCCCUUUCACCGCCACUACAACACUGUUGGCAUUAGAAACUUGAGAUGGGUGGAAUGGGCAAACACUACUUAGAUCAAGUGUCUCUUCUUUAGGUAUAUAGGGGUAGCCAUGAGGAAUUAAAUGGGUGACCCACUGGCAGACAGGGCCAUAAUCAAAAAUACUGGGAAAAUGCAGACACAUCUGACUAGAAGUAAAUUGGGAAUGACCUUGUAGCUGAACUGGAGAAUCCCACUAUCCUUCCUGGUAGUCUAAAUUCCUUUUAAAAGGCAUUUCUAGACACCUUUUCUUUCCUGGAAAGAGCCUGGGCUGUAGCAGGGGCAGUUACAUCUGAAACUGCUGACUCAAUCGUCACUCCUUAUUGAUAAAGCCUCAGAAGUUUUAAUUACUCCCGUCUGAUCGCUGGGAAACAGCCUGUUGAUAUUUACCUACUGCCUU